AGAACGCACAAGUUCUCUCUCCCACUCCAUUUUUUGCUCUCCAAAAAUGGAAAAUCGAUUCAAACUACGAAUCUCUCGCAUGUUCCGAUCCUCGUUCGGAUCCUGCCGGACCCGGAAAAUCUCCGACGUCAUCGAGAAACCCGUUUUCACACCUCAAACCCACAACAAUGCCCUAUUGUUCAACCCUUCACCAUCGCUGUCACCGUCGCCACCACCACCAAAGGCUCGACCUUUCCCUUCCAUUUGUAAACCCAAACGCCAUGAAUCAACCCAAAGCGCCAUUAACCGUGAUUGUGUCAUGAUUACACAGAGAGAAACUAUGCCACGUCGUAAAGUGUUUGCUCGUUACCCUCCUUUUGUUGUUUCAGGUUCAGCCCUUGGUUUUGAUGGCCGGAAAUGCCCUACCGGUAAUAACCCUUUGUCGCCAUUGAAUCUUUUCUCCGAUUGUAAAGACUUUGGUUUCUAUGAGGAGAAAAAAAGCAUGGCGAGACACAGAACGAAGAAGAAAAACAAAAGGGUUCAUCUCAAAAGCAAGAAUACGUCGACCAGUGCCACGUUUUUCAGCUCAUCUUCUCAAGGAAGUGCUAAUAAUUAUUACAGUAAUCACAGUGGAUGGUGGUGGCUUAGCAGCGAAGAUGAAACCGAGGCUCUUUUCUCUUCUCGAAACCUCUCGUCUGAUUCAUCCGAGUCAUUCACCGGUCGGAACCACCGGCGACGUUCUGAACGGAGGUGUGACAAUGCUCGUCGGAGAAGGGCCAAGAAUCGGAGCUGCGACAUGGGUGUUUUACCGUUGGAAGGGACCAAUGAUGCUGAUGAUAAUAAGAGCAAAGUGAAAGACAGCUUUGCUGUAGUGAAACGUUCAAGUGAUCCGUACAAAGAUUUUCGGGCAUCAAUGGUGGAGAUGAUCGUUGAGAGACAGAUGUUUGGUGCGGAGGAUCUGGAACAGCUGUUGCAGUGCUUUCUGUCGUUGAACUCUCAUCACCAUCAUAGGAUUAUCAUUGAGGUUUUUACCGAGAUUUGGGAGACAUUGUUCUGUAACUGGGCUUGAGAACGAAGUAGCUUUUUAUUAGUUUUUAGAGUUCUAACUCUGAGUUAACGUUGUUAAUUAAUGGGAUAAGCCUUUUGAGUUUCAAAUUAUGAUAUUAGUAUAUUCCCUA
This is a messenger RNA of Hibiscus syriacus, 1157 nucleotides long. Its product is annotated as transcription repressor OFP8-like. Bases 47 to 1048 code for a protein of 333 amino acids. The transcript has a single exon. Gene Ontology annotation, biological process: negative regulation of DNA-templated transcription. Lineage: Eukaryota; Viridiplantae; Streptophyta; Magnoliopsida; Malvales; Malvaceae. The record is from RefSeq and is a predicted model, not a curated record.